GCAACCUCGUUAGCGAAUCAGUUACGAACGAAAAAAAUCAACGAUGAAAGUGCUAGCUAGUCUACUAGUCGCCAUAGCGAUCUUCAAUGGCUUCGACUGCCAAGUUUACUACCAUCCCGUCCAAGUUUUGAUACCGACGAUCAACGGAACGUUGGCAACGAACCAUUCGAUUCAUAAUAAUACUAGUUACGGCAGGCCGCCUUCCUCGUUCAUCAAUAAUGGUUACAAUAACAACUACCCUGCUUACAACGGUUCGGCGAGAUACAAUUCUUCGGUUUACAACGGCACCCAAGACGGACACUUGUUCAUUGGAACUAUCCAAACUUUCGACAGGCUCUUGUUCAACCAGGAAUACUUCAAACCCAGACGUUGGUACAGCAGCAGGGACAAAACCGUGGAGUACCCCAAGGACCUACCCGCCGGCUAUUCGAGACACGAGACCAUUUCUGCUAUAAGGAUAUACAACAAGUUUUACGACGGAAAUUCGGCAAGAGCGACCAUCCUAUCGGGGGGCAUCGGAAGACAGUACGUCAAAAUUAAUCUCCACUCCACAUGGGGCAACGGUUUCAGAUAUUUGGUCCAGAUUUACGGACGUUGAGAUAUAAUAUCAACUGAGAUUGUAGAUUGACGGAAAUAGAACGAUGUUGAAGUUU
Messenger RNA from Leptinotarsa decemlineata (Colorado potato beetle), 653 nucleotides. RefSeq lists its product as uncharacterized. Lineage: Eukaryota; Metazoa; Arthropoda; Insecta; Coleoptera; Chrysomelidae. The record is from RefSeq and is a predicted model, not a curated record.